GUAUACUAUCAUGCGACGCUCCACAAGGCUUGUGAGCUCGUCAAGGGACGUUGCUGGCAUAUCAAACCCAUUAGUGCCACCCAAUGAGCAAGGGAAGGCACCGAAGCUGAACGCAUCGAGCCGAAAUAAGAGGCCUUCACCAGCGGACUCCGACGCGUUCGAGAGCGAAGCUAGCGAACCCGAGGAACAUAAACCCGUGAAGAGGCAGAAAACUUCCCGUUCAGUCCCUAAGCGUAACCAUGGCUCAUCAGAGUUCUGUUCUCAUCUUUUUGGUAGCGCAGCAGCGAAUUCAGCAGCACCACCGGAACCAUGCACCCUUCCUCAAAGACACCACAACACUUCUUACCACCGCCCGCUGCUAUUGGAUAGGAGACCCAGUCGCUCUGCGCUUCUGAAAUGGUUCGACGACACAUCUACCGCCCGAGGCAUGCCAUGGCGCAAAGACUGGAUCGACCCGAAAUCAAUCCUCGACUCGGCAGAGCUGCGCAGCCAACACGAGCGCCGCGCCUACGAGGUCUGGAUCUCGGAGAUCAUGCUCCAGCAGACCCGCGUUGCGGUGGUCAUCGACUACUGGAACCGCUGGAUGGCGAAAUGGCCCACCAUUCACGAUCUGGCCGCCGCCAGCCCGGACGACGUCUUGGCCAUGUGGAGGGGUCUGGGUUACUACAGUCGUGCUACGCGGAUUCACGAGGCCGCGAAGUUGGUCUGCGGGGAUGCGAUCAUGAAUGGACUGCUGCCGGAUGAUGUGAUCGAGUUGGAGAAGAAGGUGCCUGGCGUGGGGCGGUACACGGCGGGUGCGAUUACUGCGAUCGUAUUUGGAAAGGCGAGCGCCAUGGUGGAUGGCAAUGUGCUGAGGGUGCUCAGCAGACAGCUUGGUGUUCUUGGGGAUGUAAAGACAGACAAGGCGACGAUCGGCUUGUUGUGGAUGGCUGCCCAGGCGCUGGUAAAUGCAGUCGCCAGGGAUGGCGAUGGCAACGCAAUGUUAAGCGAGGGCCGCAGAGGAGAGGUGCAGGAACAAACAGAAGCAAGCGACAGACCUGGGCGCUGGGGUCAGGCUCUUAUGGAAUUGGGAAGCACCGUGUGCACGCCAAAGCCCAACUGCGCGGCUUGUCCGAUUACAACGACCUGUCGUGCCUAUGCAGAGGGCUUGCAGCAUGCUACCAGGGAACGUCCAGGCAAAAAAGUACAGAGCAUAGCUGAUAUCGAAGACGCUUGUGCCUUCUGUAACCCAUUCGAGGAGUACGCGGACUUGGACAAUGGCGGCUCGGAGACGGCUACUAAAGCCUCGAGCAAGAGCAAGGGUGUGACCGCAGCCAAGGGGUCUAAGAAGCAAGCAUCUUUGCAAUCAUUUUUCUUCACACAACAUAGUCAAACCAGCACGACGAAACCGAAGACAGAAACCUUAUCGUCGGAACGGCCUGAUGCAGCAACCUUCGAAAAAAUAAGUAAUCAUGCUCGGAAGUUUCCUAUCAAGACGGUCAAGAAGGCCGUCCGGGAGGAGGAGACGGUGGUUUGUGCUAUUCAAAGAAAGAGUGACGGGCAAUAUCUGAUACAGAAGCGACCUGAAAAGGGACUGCUGGCAGGCUUGUGGGAGCUUCCUUCGCACAUGUUACCAGAUCCCGAUAGUACUAAUACUAAAGCCAGGAAGGCUGAGGCAGUUGAGUUUGUGCAGACAUUGGUUGGAAAAGACUGGUGCAAGCAGACCAAACCUGUUAAAGAGCUCGGCAGUGUCCCAUGGUUAUUCUCGCAUAUCAAAUUGACGAUGCAUGUCUACCUUUUUACGUUGGAGGACGAGGUCCAUGUGCCAACGGAUGAUGGUAUUGGAAAGAGAACGAGGUGGACUAAAGAUGUGGAGGGAGAGUCUAUGGGGACCGGAAUGAGGAAAUGCUGGAGUCUGGUCAAGGAUUGCAUAUGAAUACAGUAUUAUGAGAUACGAUAUCGGCGAGAACGAUACCCAAGAAUAAAUUUCUGGACACUAGUGAAAUCGAGGACUUUUAGGUAUAGUCAACUAGUAUAUUGGGCGAGACAAGGAGCAUGGGAUAUGAGAGCUGGAGAGCACAACC
This is a messenger RNA of Truncatella angustata, 2063 nucleotides long. Its product is annotated as DNA glycosylase. Gene Ontology annotation, biological process: base-excision repair; mismatch repair. Gene Ontology annotation, molecular function: 4 iron, 4 sulfur cluster binding; purine-specific mismatch base pair DNA N-glycosylase activity; oxidized purine DNA binding. The transcript has a single exon. Bases 11 to 1915 code for a protein of 634 amino acids. The record is from RefSeq and is a predicted model, not a curated record. Lineage: Eukaryota; Fungi; Ascomycota; Sordariomycetes; Amphisphaeriales; Sporocadaceae. Gene Ontology annotation, cellular component: nucleus.